Lactuca virosa is the source of this 714-nucleotide messenger RNA. The record is from the annotation of a GenBank genome assembly. Lineage: Eukaryota; Viridiplantae; Streptophyta; Magnoliopsida; Asterales; Asteraceae.
AUGCAAGACUUUAAUCCGAAUUUGGUGGUGUUAAUAGUCAUGAUGAUUGCAACCAUGCAGUUUCAAGUCACGAUGGCACAGAAAAGGCACGUCGUCGGCGACGGUUUGGGAUGGACCGUUCCUUCUGGUGGAGCGGUGGCUUACACCACGUGGGCCUCGCUUCAGACCUUCAAUGUGGGCGACCUUCUUGUCUUUACCUUCACUGAUGGAGAACAUGAUGUUGCAGAGAUUUCGGCGGCGGCUUUUGGCUCAUGCACUGCCACAAAUCCUAUCUCCCUUGCCACCAAUGGCCCCGCUACCCUCACCUUGACCACCCCCGGAGCUCAUUACUACAUCUGCACAUUCAGAAGUCACUGUCAAAUUGGUCAGAAGUUAGCCAUUAACGUCUCUGACUCUUCCACCACUACUCCUCCAGCAGCAACACCCAGAACACCCCGAUCUCCACCUCCUCCGUCAGCAAUACUCAAAACACCACCGUCUCCGUCGACCACGAGCCCUAGUACUCCUCCGUCGGAAACACCCGCAACACCCUCUCCUCCCUGUCCUCCAAAUGUAUCAACAAGCUCAUGCGACACAUCAUCGCCGCCAACCACCACCUGGGACGACACCGCUCCACCACCACCACCACCUAGUGAUAGUGAUGAGGCUUCAUCUUUCACCGCCGUCGUACCUUCCACAUUCUUGAUAAUUGGAUUAGCUUUAUUGAAUUAUUAA